AAUAAAAUAAACUUCUGAAUUUGCUUCGAAUUAUCUAUUGAUCGUUGAAGAGAAAUCGGUGUUCGUCAAAAGCGGCAGUCGUCGUCGGUGGCGAUGGCUCGGGCAGGUGGUCGGAGCAGGAGUGGGAACGAACCGUCGGGGGGAGGGUUUCUUAAGGCGGUUUUCAGAUUAUUGAAGAUGGUGGAGUUUGAGAUCCUUUUCGUUCUCUUCUUCAUCGUGGCUUUUAUCGUUUUUAAAGAUCUCACAUCAAGGCCAGAGUACAAUCAGAUCCUUGUAAAGAAGCCUGAGGGUUUUGAUAUGUGGCCAUUCCAGUAAAUUCUUGACCUUGCAUUCAUGUAAUCUGAAAUAUUCACUCCACUUUCUAACUUUGUGUCUUUUUAUGAUGAUGUAAAAAUGUUCGUCGAUGUAGACGUUACAUCUAUACUGUCGUACGUUCGAAAGAUUGUAAAGUAAAUAUUGGUUUUAGAAAUGAUUUGGAAUUGUCAAAA
Cucurbita moschata (crookneck pumpkin) is the source of this 488-nucleotide messenger RNA. RefSeq lists its product as uncharacterized. The transcript has 2 exons. The coding region runs from base 94 to 315 and encodes 73 amino acids. Lineage: Eukaryota; Viridiplantae; Streptophyta; Magnoliopsida; Cucurbitales; Cucurbitaceae. The record is from RefSeq and is a predicted model, not a curated record.